Molecule: messenger RNA, 3630 nt
Organism: Oppiella nova
Lineage: Eukaryota; Metazoa; Arthropoda; Arachnida; Sarcoptiformes; Oppiidae
Source: the annotation of a GenBank genome assembly
AUGUCGCAGCGAUCCCGAGUGCUGCCAGGUUUUGGUCUUUCACUAGGCUUCACCCUAGCGUAUCUAUCAUUAAUCGUACUGAUACCACUGUCUGCCGUAUUCAUAAAAUCAUUAGGCGUAGGUUGGGAUGGUUUAUGGGAAAUCUUGAGCUCUGAACGUAUUUUAAAAUCAUUACAGCUCAGUUUUACCACCGCCCUGAUUGCAGCCUUGAUCAAUGUCAUUUUCGGCUUUUUAUUGGCUUGGUGCUUAGUCCGUUAUUCAUUUCCUGGUAAACGUAUAGUAGAUGCAUUGGUGGACUUACCCUUUGCAUUACCUACAGCGGUCGCAGGUUGGAUUGGUCACUUGCUCGAGCCUUUAGGGAUUAAAAUUGCCUAUACCUCACUAGUACAGCCAGUUUUAAGUGAUCUUGAAACUGAGCUAGAAGAAGCCGCUUCUGCAUUGGGUGCAAAUCGUUUUCAGAUCGUGACAAGAAUCAUUUUACCGAUUUUAUUUCCAGCAUUACUGACUGGCUUUGCAUUGGCAUUUGCUCGCGGUGUAGGUGAAUAUGGUUCGGUCAUCUUUAUUGCAGGCAAUAUUCCUUACGAAACUGAAAUUGCUCCGUUAAUGAUCAUUACCCGUCUUGAAGAAUAUGAUUAUGCAGGUGCGACGACAAUUGCAGUGGUGAUGCUGGUGAUUUCUUUCUUUAUCUUCUUGGGCAAGUCGCCGUACAGGGAGAACCGCACGAUGAGCUUAAAUACCAACAGCAAUGCUUUGGCUGAAAAACUGCAAUCUCGUGAUGCGACACGUGAACCUGCCUGGGUACGUAAUACCCUACUAAUUAUUGGUCUGAUUUUCUUUUUAGGCUGCUUAAUUCUACCGUUGGUGCUUAUUUUUGUUGAAGCAUUUAAACAAGGGAUUCAAGUCUACUUUGCAUCACUGGUUGAUCCUUAUACCCUGUCUGCGGUCAAACUCACAUUAUUGACUGCAGCCAUUGCAGUACCUUUGAAUGUGAUUUUUGGUGUUACAGCAGCAUGGUGUGUUGCCAAGUUUAAUUUCCGUGGAAAAUCAUUUUUAACCACCAUUAUUGAUACACCAUUUUCAGUCUCACCCGUCAUUGCUGGUUUAAUGCUGGUUUUGAUCUUUGGCUCACAAGGUUGGAUUGGAUCAUGGUUAAUUGAACAUGAUAUUAAAAUCCUCUAUGCGACACCGGCCAUUAUCCUCGCAACUGUAUUUAUUACUGUUCCUUUUGUUGCACGUGAAUUAAUUCCAUUGAUGGAAGCACAAGGAACAGAAGAAGAAGAAGCUGCAAUUGUGCUCGGUGCUUCGGGUUGGCAAACCUUUUGGAAAAUUACCAUUCCAAAUAUUAAAUGGGGUCUCAUUUAUGGCGUGAUUUUGUGUAAUGCACGUGCCAUGGGUGAAUUCGGUGCAGUAUCUGUGGUUUCAGGCCAUAUUCGUGGUGAAACCAAUACCUUGCCGUUGCAUAUUGAAAUUUUAUAUAACGAACCAAAUUCGAUUAGUGCUGCUUUUGCCGUCUCAACAUUGUUAGCAUUUUUGGCCAUCAUUACCUUGAUUUUAAAAACAUGGGUUGAAUAUCGCCAAGAAAAACAAGAUCGCGAAAGUAAAGAAUCAACUGAAUUGCACAUGAGUAUUCAAGUUAAAAAUAUUGAAAAAAACUUCGGUGCAUUCCAUGCACUUAAAAACAUAUCGCUAGAUUUUCCAGAAGGUCAACUGGUUGCCCUGCUUGGUCCUUCUGGCUGUGGUAAAACCACAUUACUGCGUAUUAUUGCUGGUUUGGAAUCAACUGAUAGAGGACAAGUUAUCCUUGAAGGUACAGAUGCAACCAAUAUUCACGUACGUGAACGUCAAGUUGGUUUUGUAUUUCAGCAUUACGCACUGUUCCGUCAUAUGACUGUUUAUGACAAUGUUGCAUUUGGUUUACGUGUUCGUCCAAAGGCGACUCGACCAAAUGAAACUGAAAUCAAAAAACGUGUUACCCGUUUAUUGGAUUUGGUACAACUUGGUUUCUUAGCAGAUCGUUAUCCAGCGCAAUUGUCUGGUGGUCAACGUCAACGUAUUGCAUUGGCACGUGCCUUGGCUGUUGAACCACGUGUAUUGCUCUUAGAUGAACCUUUUGGUGCAUUGGAUGCCAAAGUACGUAAAGAAUUACGCCGUUGGUUACGGACUUUACAUGAUGAAUUACAUAUCACGUCAAUCUUUGUAACCCAUGACCAAGAAGAAGCCUUAGAAGUUGCUGAUCAAAUCGUGGUGAUGAACAAAGGUGAUAUUGAACAAAUUGGUUCACCGCGUGAAGUUUAUGAAAAACCAGCAACUCCGUUUGUAUUUGACUUUUUAGGUCAAGCAAACCGUUUUGAAGGUGAAAACCAUCAAGGCAUCAUUCAAAUUGGUGAAGAUCGCAUCCAACUGCCUUCGGCUACACAAACUGCCAAUGGUAAAGUGAUUGCCUUUGCCCGCCCAAAUGAAUUAAAAAUUCACACGCAACCGACUGAAAAUACAAUUCAAGCAACCUUCUUACGUGAGUUGUGGAUUGCGGGUAAAGUCAUGGCAGAGUUACAAGAUCGUCAAGGACAACUGAUUGAAAUUGCUUUAAAUCCUGAUGAAGCAAAAUUACAUCAAUAUCGACCAAAUCAAACAGUUUGGUCGCGUAAUCGACGACAGGAUGAAUAUUACCCCUAUUCAUCCACAUUUGAGGUAUCGAACAUCAUGAACUUUCAACAAUUACGAAUUAUCCGAGAAACAGUUCGUCAAAAUUACAACUUAACCGAAGCCUCUGCUGCACUUUAUACUUCACAAUCUGGUGUCAGUAAGCAUAUUAAAGAUUUAGAAGAUGAAUUGGGUGUACAGCUGUUUGUUCGUAAAGGCAAACGGUUAUUAGGUUUGACAGAACCUGGUCAAGCAUUGUUGAGUAUUGUUGAACGCAUGCUUAUUGAUGCUGACAAUAUUAAACGUCUUGCUGAUGAUUUUAAUAAAGUUGAUGAAGGUACGCUUACAAUCGCAACAACACAUACACAAGCACGUUAUGUGUUACCACCGAUUGUCAAUUUAUUUAAAAAAGCAUUUCCCAAAGUUCAUUUGAUUUUGCAACAAGCCAGUCCUGUUGAAAUCUCUGAAAUGUUAUUGCUUGGUUUGGCUGAUAUCGGUAUUGCAACUGAAUCACUAACCACUGAAGAUAAUUUGGGCAGUGUAUCUUUCUAUAACUGGAAACACAGUAUUAUCACGCCACAAGAUCACCCACUGACUAAGCUUAAUCCUAAAGAGAUUACCUUAGAAAAAUUGGCUGAAUUUCCAAUUAUCACCUACCACGGUGGUUUUACAGGACGUUCUAAAAUUGAUAAAGCAUUUGAAGAUGCCAAUUUAGAUGUAGAUAUCGUCAUGUCAGCACUGGAUGCCGAUGUGAUCAAAACCUAUGUUGAACUGGGAAUGGGUGUCGGUAUUGUCAAUGAUGUCGCUUAUGACACAGAACGCGAUAAACGUCUAAAACAAAUCGAUACUGAUAUUUUUGGUUUAAAUACGACAUGGAUUGCGGUUCGUAAAGGGCACUUACUUCGUGGCUAUGGCUAUGAGUUUAUUUCACUCUGCUCUCCAGAAGCCGAUAUCAAAGCAUUGAAAAAAAUUGCCUAUCCUGAUGAUUAA